AAGACUUGAAAAAGAGAAUUAAGGAGUUAGAGAAAAGUAAUGAAGUGUUACGAUCACUAUUUGAAGAAACCAAAGUCAAUAUUAAUAAUUUAGAAGAAAAGGUUGAAGAAGAAGCCAAAACCAAACAAGAAAUUAUUAAUAUUUUAGAAGAGAAGGUUAGAGUGCAAGAAGAAGAAACCAAAGUCAAUAUUACUAAUUUGGAAGAAAAAGUUAAAGAACUAGAAGUUAUAUCCAAAAAAUAG
This is a messenger RNA of Funneliformis mosseae, 242 nucleotides long. Lineage: Eukaryota; Fungi; Glomeromycota; Glomeromycetes; Glomerales; Glomeraceae. The record is from the annotation of a GenBank genome assembly.